Molecule: messenger RNA, 1462 nt
Organism: Condylostylus longicornis
Lineage: Eukaryota; Metazoa; Arthropoda; Insecta; Diptera; Dolichopodidae
Product: GATA zinc finger domain-containing protein 1
Exons: 3
Coding region: 650-1375 (241 amino acids)
Biological process (GO): chromatin organization
Cellular component (GO): nucleus
Source: RefSeq, a predicted model, not a curated record
AAAUAUUUAGAAUUAUUACAUUAAUUAAUUUUUUACUUUUCAAAAUAAUAUAGAAUAAAAAAUCUAAUUUAGCAUCUGUGUGUAUUAAUGGUAAUGAUUAAAGCUGCUAUAUACACUAUUUAGCUAAAACAACUUCCGUCAGAUUCAGAUUAAAUAAAAAAUGUUGUCGUGUAUAUAAACAAAAACUAAGAAUUUUGUAUAUUUUUGAUCGUUACUCAAAACUUUAAAAAAUUAUUGUUAAAUCUGAUAUUAAAUUUUGUGAGGUUUGUGGGAUCUGAGCGCCAUGAAAUAAUUUCAGUCCGGUAAACAGUCGUUAAAAAUAAAAAUUAAAAAAAAACGAAUUCACAUGUAGCAUUCAUUCUUAAGUAUAUGAAAAAAUUGAAAAAUUAAACAUAUGGAAAAAUUUAUAUUAAAUAAAAAUAUAGAAUGCAAAUUGGAAGCCUGUCACUUGCAAGGAAUCUGAAAAUGGGAACCCAGGUGUUUUUCAAAUUCGGGUGUAAAAAAAAAAAUGCUUUUUGUACGGCCAAUCUAAGUUAACUUGGUCUAUUGUUUUAAAUAUAUGAGAUCUGUCAAAUAAGAAAAUAUUGUUUAUAUACAAUACUUAUUUAAAUACUAUAUUUUUGUUAUCCUAUUUUUUAUUAUUUUAAAAAUGCCUCAAAAGGUGAGCCCUAAGUGUGCGCAAUGUGAAAAAGUUGAAUCUCCUAUGUGGAAAUCUUCUGAUGCUGGAAUUAUUUGUUAUGAUUGUUUCGAGCAAAAUAUAAAUACUGAACAAAUAAAGUCGGAAGUCGUCGAGGAACUGGAGGUUCAGAAAGAAGAAAAUGAAAAUGGAGAAAAAAUUAGUUCUAAGCCUAGAAAAAGUGCAAGAAUGACAAGAUUUAAAGCUAAGACGGCAGCGGCAACAAAAGUAAAUAAUAAAGGAAGAGGCAGAAGACAUAUUUUCAAAAAACGGGUAUUUAAAUCUCCAAUGGUGCCAGCUUCUACAAAAACGGUUGAAAGUGUAUUUUAUAAGGGAUCUUACAUGCAAGUUGGUGAUAUCGUUUCAGUUAUGGAUGCGAAAGAUAAUGUAUAUUACGCACAAAUUCGGGGUCUUCUUGUUGACACUUACUGCGAAAAGGCGGCUUUUCUAACUUGGUUGAUUCCAACACAAUAUUCACCAUCUCCUAAUGAAAGAUUCGAUCCAAGCACUUAUUUGAUAGGACCAGAAGAAGAUUGUCCUAGGAAAUUAUCUUGCUUGGAGUUUAUAAUGCACGCCCCAAGCAAUUAUUACCACGACAGAACGACGCCAUUCCCUCCCCCAGAUUCAAUGGAUUUUGACUCAAGACCUACAGGAUUUAUAUGGACUAGUCUGACAGAACAAGCUGUUAAAGCAAAGUAAUAAUAAUUUAAGUACGGAAAAUAUGAAUGUACAGUAUAGCUUAAGUGAAAAGUUGUUCCAAUAUUGAGAAGUAGAAAGAAAUUAAAG